Emiliania huxleyi CCMP1516 is the source of this 195-nucleotide messenger RNA. RefSeq lists its product as hypothetical. NCBI's taxonomy places the organism in Eukaryota, Haptophyta, Isochrysidales, Noelaerhabdaceae. The coding region runs from base 1 to 195 and encodes 64 amino acids. The transcript is spliced from 2 exons. The record is from RefSeq and is a predicted model, not a curated record.
AUGCUCACGGAAGGGACCGGACCCAUGACGGUUAUUGCACACCAGGCCUUUUUACUGUGGUCGCAUUGCCUGUGCAAAACACUGCACACGUACACUCUUGACGCGAUCGGACUCGCACGGGUGGGGACCCUGUCCUUCUCCCACCCCUCGUUUGGCGUCUACGUUUUUUAUUUAUUUAAAUCGCACGGCGCCUAG